This is a messenger RNA of Ochotona princeps (American pika), 2243 nucleotides long. It is a transcript of the gene PROS1, whose product is annotated as protein S. Gene Ontology annotation, cellular component: extracellular region. The transcript has 15 exons. The record is from RefSeq and is a predicted model, not a curated record. Bases 145 to 2172 code for a protein of 675 amino acids. Gene Ontology annotation, molecular function: calcium ion binding. NCBI's taxonomy places the organism in Eukaryota, Metazoa, Chordata, Mammalia, Lagomorpha, Ochotonidae.
CCCCCGCCCCCGGCGGUUCCUCCCCGGCGCCGGCGCGCCGCAGUCAGCUCAGAGCAGUGCCAGGGCUCGCAGCUGCGCGGCGCGCCGAGCGCUCGGGUCCCGCGGCAGGCUCCGGCUCCCCGCCCGCGCCUCUGCCGCUCUGCAAUGAGGGUUCUCGGGGGGCAUUGUGGGGCGCUGCUGGUGUGUCUCGCCCUAGUGCUUCCUGUCUCAGAGGCAAACUUUUUAACAAAGCAACAUGCUUCACAAUUCCUGGUUAGAAAACGUCGUGCAAAUUCUAUGCUUGAAGAAACCAAAAAGGGUAAUCUUGAAAGAGAAUGCAUUGAAGAAUUGUGCAACAAAGAAGAAGCCAGGGAGGUUUUUGAAAAUGACCCUGAAACGGAUUAUUUUUAUCCAAAAUAUUUAGCUUGUCUUGGCUCAUUCCGUACCAAAUUAUUUGUUGCUGCCCGCCAGUCAACUAAUGCUUACCCUGACCUCAGGAGCUGUGUCAAUGCUAUUCCAGACCAAUGCAAUCCCCUGCCAUGCAGUGAAGAGGGGUACCUUAGCUGCAAAGAUGGACAAGCUGCAUUCACAUGCAUUUGCAAACCAGGCUGGCAAGGAGAGAAGUGUGAAUCAGAUAUAAAUGAAUGCAAAGAUCCCUCAAACGUAAAUGGAGGUUGCAGCCAGAUUUGUGAUAAUACUCCUGGAAGUUACCAGUGUUCCUGUAAAAGUGGUUUUGUUAUGCUUUCAAAUGGGAAAGACUGUAAAGAUGUGGAUGAAUGCUCUGUGAAGCCAGACAUUUGUGGCACAGCUGUGUGCAAAAACACCCCUGGAGACUUUGAAUGUGAAUGCUCUGAAGGCUACAGAUUCAAUCCCACAUCAAAGGCUUGUGAAGAUGUAGAUGAAUGCUCUGAGAACAUGUGUGCUCAGCUGUGUGUUAAUUACCCUGGAGGCUACUCUUGCUAUUGUGAUGGAAAAAAAGGAUUCAGACUUGCUCAAGAUAAGAAAAGUUGUGAGACUGUUCCAGUCUGCCUUCACUUGGACCUUGACAAAAAUUAUCACUUACUUUACUUGGCAGAGCAAUUUGUAGGGGUCGUUUUAUAUUUAAAAUUUCGUUUGCCAGAAAUCACCAGAUUCUCAGCUGAAUUUGAUUUCCGGACGUAUGAUUCAGAAGGUGUAAUACUAUAUGCAGAAUCUCUUGAUCACUCAGCUUGGUUCCUGAUUGCACUUCGCCAAGGAAAGAUUGAAAUUCAAUUUAAGAAUGAAUAUACAGCCAAAAUAACAACUGGAGGCCAAGUUAUUAAUGAUGGACUCUGGAAUAUGGUGUCCGUGGAAGAGUUAGAGCACAGUGUUAGUAUCAAAAUAGCUAAGGAACCUGUGAUGAAUAUAAACAAACCUGGAAGUCUUUUUAAGCCUACAAAUGGAUUUCUGGAAACCAAAGUAUAUUUUGCAGGAUUACCUCGGAAAGUGGAAAACGCUCUCAUCAGGCCGAUUAAUCCUCGUCUAGAUGGAUGCAUUAGAGGCUGGGAUUUGAUGAAUCAGGGAGCCUCAGGAGUCAAGGAAAUUAUUCAGCAAAAGCAAAAAAAGCAUUGCCUUGUCAAUGUGGAGAAGGGCUCCUACUAUGCUGGCUCUGGAGUUGCUCAGUUUCAUAUAGAUUACAAUAACAUAUCCUAUGCUGAAGGAUGGCAAGUCAAUGUGACCUUGAAUAUCCGCCCAUCUAUAGGCACUGGUGUUAUGUUUGCCUUGGUUUCUGGUAACACAGUGCCCUUUGCCUUGUCCUUGGUGGACUCUACCUCUGAAACUUUUCAGGAUGUUCUGGUGUCUGUGGAAAAUGUUGUAGUAUACAGGAUUGAGGCGCUCAGUCUGUGUUCCAGUCAGCAAUCACAGCUGGAAUUCAGAGUCAACAGAAACCACCUGGACGUGUCCACUCCACUUACGAAAGAUGCCAUCCACUCGGAAGACCUUCAGAGACAACUUGCUGUUCUGGACAGAGCAAUGAAAGGAACAGUGACCACUUAUCUGGGUGGCCUUCCAGAUGUUCCCUUCAAUGUCACACCAGUGAAUGCCUUCUAUAAUGGGUGCAUGGAAGUGAAUAUUAAUGGUGUACAGUUGGACCUGGAUGAAGCCAUUUCUAAGCAUAAUGAUAUUAGAGCUCACUCGUGUCCAUCAGUUUGGAAUGAUACAACCAAUUCUUAAAGAAUCCGUUCUCUUCUGAUAGUGUCCUUUUCCUUCUGUGUAAUUAUAUUGUAACGCUGACAGUUUUUACU